Molecule: messenger RNA, 7151 nt
Organism: Saccostrea cuccullata (small rock oyster)
Lineage: Eukaryota; Metazoa; Mollusca; Bivalvia; Ostreida; Ostreidae
Product: protein TANC2-like
Exons: 20
Coding region: 191-6325 (2044 amino acids)
Molecular function (GO): protein binding
Source: RefSeq, a predicted model, not a curated record
ACCGUGACAGAUUAACUUGAGGUGGUGUAUCCAGCGUGGCUUUUAAUGGAAUGUUUAUGUGUACAUGUUAAAAUCUUUAUUGAUUUCUACCUUGUACAUUUAUAUGUUCAAAUGGAUUAGCAGGCCUGUGUUGGUCAUUUUAACAUUGUUACCUCUCUGUGGUGAUUAUACACUGUCAAUGAUAUGAAGAAUGGGGAAUAAAGCCACCUCACCAAGGAAGGAUUUUGAUGGGGGAGAAGUAAGAGGAAGAAGUAGGUCCUUCACUGGAAUAACCUCGAAAUUUCGUAAACGCAGCAAAAGUCCUCCCCGAGAACGCAGUUCCUCAUUCACAGACACCAGGCCCAAAAGAGGAAGUUUUAAAUUUACUUCUCAUAAUGGAGGAGUUUCCACUCCUAAUGGACACACGCCUGCAGGAAGCAACCCACGAUCUAGUCCUACCAAAAGUAUCUCUAUCAAGUCUGGCAAUAGAUCUCAGGAAGAGGAAAAUGACUCCUCUCGGCUACUGUCCACUUCUUGUCCAACUCGCUCUCGACAUUUCCCUCCCCUUCUGGACCCCAGCUUGCCCAAUGAGAGUAAGCAGAAGGAUACCCUGGGUCGAGACACUAUACGCAGAUCUCUGACUCGCAAAGACAGCGAAUCCCCAAGACUCGGUCCAAAACAGAUGAGACAGAUCUCGAGGGACCUGUAUGCUGAUAAGUUGGCAGACAUCUCAAAGCGACGAGGACUGGCCGUCCAGAACCGAGACUUAUCCAUGUCUCAGUCUAGUCUAGGUCUCAUGUCCUGUAAGUCGCAGUCUCUCCAUAGCCUGGGUAAUGUUGGUUUGGAGGAGGAGGAAGAAAAUAAAAGUCCUGUGUAUGGCAAGAUAGUGCUUAGACAAAAUAGACCAAGACACCUACAUAUGAACAGAUACAGUGGUGAUUUUGAUCUCAGAGUAAGGACUAGUGAUUUUAAUAGUAAGCAUAGUGCUGUAAUGAGAAAUGAAAGUCCCUCCCAACCACAACGCAGGGUAUCCCAGCCUGUCACGUCAUCAUCAGACUCAAAGGUGCAGAAGAAUACUCAGAGGUCCCCAGAGGAGGUGGUGCAGGCCCGCCGAAUGUUGGUCUAUCGAGCUCUGAAAACAGAUGGUGAAGAACUUGGCCAUACUGGCCCAGAUCGUAAGUGUAUACCUAUUCUAGCUGACAGACGGUCAAACAAAUCUGCUUCCUCACUACACAGAUCUCCCUCACCUAAAAAUAGCUUAACUCACUCAUCACUAUCACAUAGCAACAUCGCUUUGUCUCCAGGCAACCAUUUUGUGUCACAUAGCAACAGGUCAUCAAGUCAUUCAUCAGUUAGUAAUAGUGCUUUGUAUCCAUGUAACCGUCCUGCAUCACCUAGCAACAGAUCAUCUGCAAUUAACGAACUUUCAGAACUUUUGAUUAACAGCAAAGAUUGCACUGAUUCAUGGACUAUGGAAAAUGUAAUAUCUAAAACACCAGAAAAAAGUUCUGUUCAUGUGACACCGCCUAAGGUCACGCCAAACAAACGAGCACUGCCAAAUAUUGAUGAGUAUAAAAUUCUUAGUUCAGCUGUGCCCUCUAGUAGGGAACUAUGGGGAUCCUAUGAAAGUUUGACAAUGAAAUCUAGGAAAAAUAUGGAUAUUUCUGAGGAGACUGGUUUAAGGGAACGCAGUCACAGUGUAUCUUUAAAUUCAAGACAUGAUUACACAAACGUGCACAUAUCUCCAUUGGAUAUGGAGGAAGCAGGAUUUCGUAGUCGGAGUAGUAGUUGGAGUGUGGCGAGGGAUCGUAUAAGGUCCCCCAGUACUAUGGCCAGUCAUACACAGGUGCCCCCUGUGAAUCGAUUGUGGAGUUAUAGUGUGACCUCAUUGUCUGACAUGGGAUUAGACCCAGUUACACCUUCCCAAUAUAGAUACAUUGAAACAAAGCAUGAGGACUACUGUGACGUUGACAUUUUGCGUGACCUGACUAUGGAUGAACCAGUCUCGGACUGCUGUCCUCUGUGUCACAUGCCCUUUGACAAAGGGAAGAAGCGCCGGCUGAUUGACACCUGCGGACACGCCAAAUGUUACAGCUGCAUGUUUACCUAUGAUACCUGUCGAAUCUGUGAAAACAAUCCAACAGGGGCAGGUCAUCACAUCAGACAGAGCAGUGAUAUUUCUCCAUACAGUCAUCGCCCCAGGAUGAAGACCAAUGGACACUUCACCCCUCAGAUGAGGACCGAGAUUUCCACCCAAACCACGCCCUCCAAAUCUACCCCCACUUCAUUGUCCCUAUCAAACGUGUAUCAGGCUGGAAAACAGAUACCUGAGCCACAAGUUCCUGCAUCCAAACCAAGAUUCUUCCAACCUAUAUCCCUGUCUCCAACCGGCCCCAACCCACCACCAUCUGUACCUUCAUCACAGAAGAGUUACAGUGAUUCUAGAAACUUCCUGUCAGAUUCAGCAGCCAUUGGUCCCUCAGACUCCAGUGCAGACCCUAGUCUAACGCCUUACGAUGACCUUGAUGAGUUGUCAAGGUUAGAUAGGGAAGGACCUGCCCUGGAUUUAAAUGAUCAUCUAGAACCCCCUCCUCCCUCACCAGAUGUAGCACAGAAUGACCUCAUGGUCAGACUGGGUCUGUUACUCUCAGAUAAAGGUCGGGCCACCAAUGAACCAGGUCAGAUGUCACCUAUGUUGCCUCGUAAAGGUCCCCAGGGACAUCAUGUGACAGAGGAAACAUUUACCAGCGUGUCCUCUCUAGGCAGUAACGAGGCGACCCCAGAGAGGAGAAUCUCCACCCCAGACAGGGGGAUCUCUGACACCAGCCCGCUGUCAACUCUCACUGCUUCCUCGGGCAGUGAGAGGGGUCACUAUGCCGGGAUAAGGAUGGGGACUGAAUCUCUGUUUACAAGCAGGGAUCCCAGUGCAGAGAGUAUGCACUCAUUCAUGUCCACUAGUACCGGGAACAGUAUGAGCCCCCACACCACAACACAACGGCCUCACUCCAUCACAACCUCAACACCAGGACAGAUAGAGGAUUUGUUUAGUAAGAGAGGUAACUUCCGCCGGUCCUCGGCUCGCGCUACAAUAGGUCACUCCAGUGAACGUCGAAUCAACAUUACACCAAUCAAACCACCACAGAUCAGGCUCAGAGCCAUGCCUUUUGAGAUCCCCCAUAACGAGGGGAAAGCUUUGUUUGUGGGGAGGGAAUGGCUGUUUAAGGACAUAGAAAUGGCCCUGAACAGUGAGCCCACCACAGACAGGGUGAGAGGUGUGGUCUUGACAGGGGGUAUAGGUGCAGGAAAAACAGCCAUUAUAGAACAGCUAGUGGACUGUAGUGUGUUUACUGAUGGCAGGAGUGGACUUGUAGAAGGAAGUGAACACAAAAUAAACCGAGAUAAAAUGGUGUACAAUGGUCUGACAAAUUACAGUCCGAAAUCUACCCUGACUCAUGGCCUUAGUGCCUCCUCCUCAGACCUUACGUACGACUGUCUCAGAAGUCUUGGGUCCCAGGUGGUGGCCUUCCACUUCUGUCAGGCAGACAACAACAUCACCUGUCUGGUGCCGGAGUUUGUCCACAGUCUGGCGGCGCGGCUAACACAGGCACCACAACUCUCUGCCUACCACGAGCUGCUACUACAAGAUCCACAGCUCCAACACAUACUCAGUCUGAAGGAGUGUGUACAGAACCCAUCCAGUGCUUUCAUUAAAGGAAUCCUUGAUCCUCUAGAGUUGUUAAAAGAGAAUGGCAAAAUAACCUCAGACAGUUGUUUGAUUGUGAUAGACUCAUUGAAUGAGGCCGAGUUUCAUAAGCCUGAUUAUGGAGACACUAUAGCCUCGUUCUUAUGUCGACAUGUAGACCAGUUCCCUCCGUGGCUGAAGUUAGUUUUAACUGUGCAUUCUUCAUUGGUAGAUAUCACCAAAGACCUUUGUUUUACCACUGUUUGUAUUGACCGCGACCAAACCAAUGACCUUAUAGGCAAAGACCUUAUAGAUUAUGUGAACCAUAGGAUAGAAACCAGCCCCAGUAUUGUGAACAAUAUUUCUCUGAAUGGUAAAUUAGACCAGUCUACACAAGUCAAGUUCUGUCAUCAUCUACAGACACUGAGCAAGGGCUCCUUCCUGUUCUGUAAGAUGACCCUUGACCUGAUAGAGCGAGGACACCUGGUGCUUAAAAGUUCAAACUAUAGGAUUUUACCCAUGAACAUCUCGGAAGUGUUCCUAUUACAUUUCAACUUGAAAUUCCAAAGUGUGAGAUCCUUUGAGAAAGUUUCUCCCAUUUUGGCUGUGUGUUUGUCCACUCUGUACCCCAUGAACUUGGAGGAGAUUUAUGACACAAUAAACUCGGGUUACACCGAGCACUUCCUGCCCUGGGAGGAGUUCACCCAGAGAAUGAGCAUGCUCCAGGGAUUCUUAUUUCUCCGUAAAGACUCCACCUACAUGUUUUUCCACCCUGCCUUCAGGGAGUGGCUAAUUCGUCGUGACGAAGUGGAUAAUCCGAAAUUUCUCUGUGAUCUUCGACAUGGCCAUGCUCUGGUAUCUUUCAAGUUGUCUAGGAUUAUGGCACCACUCAAUGCAGACAAGACGAUAGAGCUAGGGCACCACAUUUUGAAGGCCCACAUCUACAAAACGGUCAGUAAGCAGCGUGGCUACUCCUCGCGGGACAUGCAGGCCUAUUGGAUGGCUCUCAGUUCCGAGAGUCUCAAUGCUGCCCUGGCGUCACAUCGGAACCUCUUCUCUCCAAAUGUCAAGGUGAGUAGGUUGAUCCUGCUGUCUGGGGCUAACCCUAACACCCGGACCCCCUACCAGAACAACUCCCCUAUCUUGUGUGUGGCAGCUAAGGAGGGCUUCACAGACAUGGUCGCCCUCCUCCUGGAAUUCAGCGCCAGUGUGGACGCCGUGUCAGACAGCGGUAUGUCAGCGCUGUGUUACGCCGCCAGCGCUGGACACGCGGAAAUCCUACGGAUGCUGUGUCAGAGGAAUGCAAGGCUGUCUCAUGUGGAUAAGAAUGGUCAGUGUCCGGCGGUCCAUGCUGCCAUGCACGGUCACCUGGACGCCCUUAUCUAUCUCCUGCAAUGUGAUUGGUCAGAGUACGACGGUCAGCUGACUAAAGUGGAAGCCAUGCAGCAAGCUAUGGUGGCAUCAGCAGCCACUGGACACACCAAUAUAAUUGACUUCCUGCUACAUAACUACUCUGCUACUGCUGAUGGAUUUGGAAUUAACUACUGUGAUACUUUACUCGGUGAAACAGCCUUGACUGCAGCCUGUGGACAUGGCCACAAAGACGUGGUUUUGUUCCUCAUAGAUCAGGGGGCGAGUCUUCAUCAGCCAAACAACAAAACUCUGACCCCCCUUCUGUGUGCUGUGGACGCCGGUCACUGGGAUGUGGCUGACCUACUUCUAGGAAUGGGAUCCUCCUUAGAACAGACAGACAAACAUGGUAGAACACCUCUGAUGAUUGCAGCCUACAAAGGUCAUAUUGGUGUGCUGGAGAUGCUGCUAGCUAGAGGGAGUUCCUUACAUCAGGUGGAUAAGGAGGGACUGACUGCCCUCUGCUGGGCCUGUCUGAAGGGGCACCAUCAUAUUAUACAGACCCUCCUAGACAAGGGAGCUAACCUUCAUCAUGUGGACAGAAGGGGGAGAACUCCUCUCCAACUAGCAGCAUUCCAUGGAGAUGCACAAGUAGUACAAGCUCUGAUAGAGAGAGGAGGACAAAUAGAGCAUGCUGACCAGAAUGGAAUGCGAGCGCUGGACCGAGCCAUCGACAGGAGGAACACUGCGGUGGUGGUGUGCUUUCUGAAGAAGGGGGCUAAGCUGGGUCAGACCACGUGGGCGGUGGCAGCAGGGAAACCUGACGUUCUGUUACUGCUGCUGAAUAAACUGAUGGAGGACGGCAAUGUAUUGUAUAAGAAAAAUCGUAUCCGGGAGGCUGCACAGAGAUAUCAGUAUGCCCUAAAGAAAUUCCCUGAGGACAAAAUAGUGGAGGACUCACGCACCUUCAAAGAUCUGAAGCUGAAUCUGCUGCUUAACCUCUCCAGAUGUAAACGCAAACUCAAUGAAUGUCAGUCAGCCAUAGAACUGGCCACACAGGCACUGCAGAUCAAAAGUAAAUGUUUUGAGGCUUACUACGCUAGAGCUCGAGCCAAGAGAGAUGACAGACAGUUUUCAUCUGCAGUGGAGGAUCUAAAGGAGGCGUUGAAGUUAGCUCCAAAUAAUCGCGAGCUUCAGAGACUGCUCACAAGAGUACGAGAUGAGUGUACUGAGCAGGCUCGUUAUGAGAACACUCAUGGAAGUCGAUCCAGCCUAGAUCAGGGCGAGAGGCGAGCGGAGGAAACCGCUCUAUAGCAGGUCAUCACUGGGAGGUCAACUAUUUGUCAGGACAAACAACAUUCAUUUGAGUCAAGAAAUAAUACUGGAAUUGUAGCUUUAAACUAUUUUAAUUUGAAUAUGUGGCAAACAAGUCAAUUUAUCAUUUGUUAAUAUAAGCCUUUUUGAUUUUAUGAGUAUAGGGAUGUUUAAAAAUUAUGUUAGAUCUCAGUUUUAUGAACACAAAAGGUAGAUUUGUGCUAAUGUUUUAGUUUGUGGCAGAUUGGUGCUAGAGGCAGAGCAUAAGGUGGUCUGAUUGUAACUGGCCUGUCUUCAUUGUGGAGUGCUGAUUUGUUCUAACAUUUUAAUGUGCUUUUGUUAAAAAUAUGUUUUUGUUGUGUAAGAAAGAAAUGGCAUCAGUUUGUUUAAAUAUGGGCUUUUUUAUCCUUAAACUUCUUUUUCAACAUUUUCUUGUGUACAUGUAAUACUUUCAUUGAAUGAUGGAUGAAAGUUUUUGCAGAGUUUUGAGAUGAAUUAGAGAGCUUUCAAAGGAGACAAUUCUUUGUGUAUGGUUGUAAUGGUCAAGAAAGAGUUCCAGGGUUCAACUAGAAGGAAACAUUCCAUAGGUUUCCAUGGUCGUUUAUUUUCAUUAUUGAAUUCACUUAAAUUCAUUGAUGUUAUGAAUAUUUAAACAAAAGUGUAAAUACUGUAUAUAUUUGGAGUGCUGUAAUGAACACAUUGUAGCAUUUAUUAUUUAAGUCUCUUUUUUUAUCAUUUCUUUGCCAUGAACAAGUGCAAUUAAUUAUAGUAAAUGUCAACAAAAUUGUUGUCAUUUUUUUUAUCAAUAAUAAAACAAAGAAAUCCU